Alternaria alternata is the source of this 876-nucleotide messenger RNA. Its product is annotated as glycoside hydrolase/deacetylase. Bases 1 to 876 code for a protein of 291 amino acids. The transcript has 3 exons. The record is from RefSeq and is a predicted model, not a curated record. Gene Ontology annotation, biological process: carbohydrate metabolic process. NCBI's taxonomy places the organism in Eukaryota, Fungi, Ascomycota, Dothideomycetes, Pleosporales, Pleosporaceae. Gene Ontology annotation, molecular function: hydrolase activity, acting on carbon-nitrogen (but not peptide) bonds.
AUGUUAAGGCUGAACACGAAGACUGGUGCUCCCGCGAAUCCCACUGACAUAUCGCGGGGUGUGUUUGGCGCAACAGUAGGCAUUGAUCGUCUCCUGAAGCUCUUCGACAACUACAAUAUCAAGGCGACAUGGUUUACACCAGCGCAUACUGCAGAUUCGUUUCCAAAACAAAUACGCAAGAUCGUUGAGAAAGGACAUGAGAUAGGGCUGCAUGGGUACACACACGAGUCCGUGUCUUUGUUAAGUGAAGAACAGCAGCGAGACGUUCUAGAAAAGAGUAUUCAAGUCUUGGAAAAAAUCGUAGGCAAGAAGCCGCGCGGUUGGACUGCACCGGCUUGGAGUACGAGUAGAGAAACCAUUAAGCUGCUCGAAGACUUCGGGAUCGAGUACGAUCAUUCUUUCAUGCACCACGACUCUCAGCCGUACUAUGUUCCUUCCCCACAUCACGUCACAUAUACAGAGACCGAUCUACCAAAGCCAGCUUCUCACUGGAUGACACCCAUGUCAACGUUGAAGCCGUCUGCAGUGGUUGAGAUACCUGCAAACUGGCACCUGGACGACUGGCCGCCCUUCCAGUUAUCACUCAUGCAGCCAAGUACUCAUGGCUUCGUCGAUACCGCGGUCAUCGAACGCCUAUGGAAGGAACAAUUCGAAUUCCUGUAUCGCGAAUGCCCCGACGACGGAAGCUUCAUUUUCCCCAUUAGUAUUCACCCGCAGGUUAGCGGCAAGCCACAAGUCAUCCUACUGCACGAGAGGCUCAUCGAGUGGAUCAAUGGCCAUCAAGGAGUAGAGUGGGUUACUUUUGGGGUUACUGUCGACGAGUUCAAAAGCGGUAAGUUGAGCGGCGCGACUGUAGAGGGUGGGGCGGACGUGUAA